CCAAAUCUCGCGAGAACGGACGAGGGGAUAAGUUAAGGAAACAUGGCGAUGCCUAAUUUGUUAAAGAACAAGGGUUCCCUCCAGUUUGAGGACAAGUGGGAUCUUAUGCGUCCCAUCGUCCUUAAGUUGCUUCGCCAAGAGUCUGUAACUAAGCAGCAGUGGUUUGAUCUUUUCUCAGAUGUUCAUGCAGUUUGUCUAUGGGAUGACAAAGGACCAGCAAAGAUCCACCAGGCCCUCAAGGAGGACAUCUUAGAUUUUAUUAAACAAGCUCAAGCGCGAGUGCUCAGUCACCAAGAUGACACGGCGCUCCUCAAGGCUUACAUCGUGGAGUGGAGGAAGUUCUUCACGCAGUGUGACAUUCUGCCCAAGCCGUUCUGCCAGCUGGAGAUCACCCUGAUGGGCAAACAGGGCAGCAACAAGAAGUCCAAUGUGGAGGACAGCAUUGUUAGGAAGCUGAUGCUGGAUACUUGGAACGAAUCUAUAUUCUCCAACAUCAAGAAUAGAUUGCAAGAUAGUGCGAUGAAAUUGGUCCAUGCCGAACGGCUGGGAGAAGCGUUUGACUCGCAGUUGGUCAUCGGGGUCAGAGAGUCAUAUGUGAACCUGUGCUCAAAUCCUGAUGAUAAACUGCAGAUCUACAGGGAUAACUUUGAGAAAGCCUACCUAGACUCCACUGAGAGGUUCUACAGGACCCAGGCGCCGUCCUACCUGCAGCAGAACGGAGUACAAAACUACAUGAAAUAUGCAGAUGCUAAAUUAAGAGAAGAGGAGAAACGUGCACUACGAUAUUUAGAGACAAGACGUGAAUGUAACUCUGUACAAGCACUUAUGGAAUGUUGUGUGAAUGCACUGGUAACGUCAUUUAAAGAAACUAUCUUGGCUGAAUGUCCAGGCAUGAUCAAACGAAAUGAGACUGACAAGCUGCACCUCAUGUUCUCUCUCAUGGAUAAAGUGCCCAAUGGGAUUGAACCAAUGUUGAAAGACUUGGAGGAGCACAUCAUCAGUGCUGGACUGGCAGACAUGGUGGCUGCUGCAGAGACCAUCACAACUGACUCUGAGAAGUACGUGGAGCAGCUCCUGACUCUGUUCAAUCGAUUUAGUAAAUUAGUGAAGGAAGCGUUCCAGGAUGAUCCUCGGUUCCUUACAGCCAGAGACAAAGCAUACAAAGCAGUUGUGAAUGAUGCCACAAUAUUUAAGUUGGAGCUGCCAAUGAAACAGAAGGGAGUGGGCCUAAAAACACAACCAGAAUCAAAGUGUCCGGAGCUGCUGGCUAACUAUUGUGACAUGCUGCUAAGAAAGACGCCACUCAGCAAAAAGCUGACCUCAGAGGAGAUCGAGCUCAAACUGAAGGAAGUGCUACUUGUGCUGAAAUACGUCCAGAAUAAGGAUGUGUUCAUGAGGUACCACAAAGCCCACCUGACCAGACGUCUGAUCCUGGACAUCUCAGCGGACAGUGAGAUUGAGGAGAACAUGGUUGAGUGGCUCAGGGAAGUUGGGAUGCCUGCUGACUAUGUGAACAAGCUAGCUAGAAUGUUCCAGGACAUCAAAGUGUCCGAAGAUCUUAACCAGGUUUUCAAGGAAGUACACAAACACAACAAGCUGGCUUUACCAGCGGACUCUGUGAACAUAAAGAUCUUGAAUGCUGGAGCGUGGUCACGCAGCUCAGAGAAAGUGUUCGUGUCUCUGCCCACCGAGCUGGAAGACCUCAUUCCUGAGGUGGAAGACUUCUACAAGAAGAACCACAGCGGCCGAAAACUCCACUGGCACCACCUCAUGUCCAAUGGCAUUAUCACUUUCAAGAAUGAAGUAGGGCAGUACGACCUGGAGGUCACGACCUUUCAGCUGGCUGUACUUUUUGCCUGGAACCAAAGACCACGAGAGAAGAUCAGUUUUGAGAACCUGAAACUUGCCACUGAGCUGCCUGAUGCUGAACUGAGACGAACUCUCUGGUCUCUCGUUGCCUUCCCAAAGCUCAAACGCCAAGUGCUGUUAUAUGAACCUCAAGUGAGCUCUCCCAAAGACUUCACAGACAGUACAUUGUUUUUCGUUAACCAGGAGUUCUCCUUAAUAAAAAACACCAAGGUUCAAAAGAGGGGGAAAAUAAACCUAAUUGGCCGAUUGCAGCUGACGACGGAGCGAAUGAGAGAAGAGGAGAACGAAGGCAUCGUCCAGCUUAGAAUAUUAAGAACACAGGAGGCCAUCAUUCAGAUCAUGAAGAUGCGCAAGAAGAUCACAAACGCUCAGCUGCAGACCGAGCUGGUGGAGAUCCUGAAGAAUAUGUUCCUCCCUCAGAAGAAAAUGAUCAAGGAACAGAUCGAGUGGCUCAUUGAGCACAAGUACAUCAAGAGAGACGAAACGGACAUUAACACUUUCACCUACAUGGCGUAACGCAGAAACGACUCCGGAGAUGAUCCGUGACCGUUCUCGAGGACGGCGUACCUGUCGAGGAUCAGGAUGGUGAUGUCUCGAAGAUACUGCUUAGGCUGCUGGUCUGGCGGCGUAGUCAUGAGCUUGUUAUAACAACAGACAGUCACACAUCAGAUACAAAAAUGUAUUUAAAAAAAUAAUAAAUCCCUGCCUUACCUUACAGUGAAGACACAUGGGAUGAGGAUAGAAAAAAUAGGAAAAAUGACAAAAGGAUCCUAUUUUUGCCAUUGGUAGUCAGUAUGCAUGGUGCGCGGUUUGCCUUUUGUAUGUGUACAUCUCCAGCAGCAUGCGGUCAGUGGGAAUGUCACAUUCAUUCCAGGACUUGUUUGUGUGUGCCGUGCUACGAGUGUUUUUUCCCACUCCCACAUCCUCCGUCUGGACCUCGCCGUGUCCCAUCUUCAGUGCGCAACCCGGGGUGAGAGCCGUCCCACCAUCGCAACCACAAACACCUGGCCUUGCAUGACGACACUGGAGUCACUGAGGAGUGCGGGCCGGGAUGGAGGACUAGCAUUAGCACUUUUCACACUCUCCGUCACAAUAUGUCAGCAUGGCUUUAUUUGGGUUGUUUUUCACGACUUCGGGUUUUGUUUUGACUUUUUUCUUCGUCAAAAUAUCGCAAAUGAAAGAUUUGAUUGGCUGAUAGCAGUUUAGGCAACACAUUACUCUUUAAAAUGCUAGCAAAAGAGAUCCUGGCAUUCAGAUGUCACAAAGGGUCAAGGUCUGUGGAGAAAAUCUUUCAGUUUGUGAUGUUUUUUUUUCCGGUGUACAUGCAUUACGUUACACACCAAGUCAGAAGGUCAGUGUAACGUAGUUGCAGUUUCUUUUUUGUGCUUACUACACUUCGGUCACAAAUAGCGACAGAUGCCAACUGAUUAGCUUGUGAUGAGGUGGCCCCACUAAGGACCUGUAACAUGUAGCCUACUCAUCAAACCUGUUGAGUUUUAGCCACAAAACGAUUUAUUGUCAUCGCCCCGUCACGGCUGAGCGUAAACAAGCGGUAAAGCACAGUUACAGGAGUCUGAGUAAAGCAAGUACUGCUUCAACCUCAGGUAAAGUAGGGCAGAGUCAUUUUAAAAGUAGGUUGUGCUAACUUUAAUUAGCGCCUCGCGGUUCUUGUUAAUCACACAUUGCCAAAGCGAAGCACAAGAGUGCUGAUCUCAAAAUCAAAUAAUGUAGGAUCUAUUGCAAUUAUUGUUUUCCCUCUAUUUCCGAGGUCACCCUCGUAGCCACGUUUAGUGGAAAACAGGAAGUCUGGGCUUUUUUUUUUUCUUUUUUUUUUACUCAUUAUUGUCCUAUUAUGACCGAGUAUCUAUGAACAAAAGCUUGUGCAAUUACUGAUUGUGUUUAUUAUAAUCAAAUGAACUGUUAACAUUUAAAUGUGCAAAAAAAGUAUUAACUCUUUUAUUUUUCAAACAGAUUUCCUGUAGUGAUCGUGUCUAGUCAGUCUAAAAUUGAGUUUUUCAGUGUGUUUGGAGUGACGGUUACCAUAUAUCAGCCUGCCAGUGUGUUCUCAAUAAAAAAUAACAACAAAAAUAUCAUAUUUACUGGCUGAUGACGUCUAGAUUUGAUUGUACGUUCAUAUCCAAACCCAAAACACUGAAUCUAAUGAGGGGAACAUGAUGACAUCCCAAUGAAAUCCUCACCUGUAUUUCUGUAACAUUGCUGCAGUUCAACUGUCCAUCUCCACUAUGACAUUUUCUGUCAAUUCUGUUUGUUUUUGUCUGUUUUUAAUGCAACACAGUCAUUCAUUUGUAUCCCCAGUGUUUGAUUUCACAUGGUAACUGAAAUAGUGAAAAGGUUCCUUUCGAUUGUACUGAAAAGCCGUUCUUUAUAAGAUUCAGAUGUACAACAGUGUUUGAGGACAUUGUGUUAUUUGAUUGUCCACUUUAUUUAUUGAUAACUUAAGCCUGUUUGAGAGGUCGAGUGUGUGUGUGUGUGUGCGUGCGUGCGUUUACGCUUAGGAGCCUUUUACAACAGGGUGCUGUCAUAUCCUGUUACGUUUAUGCAUUUUCAUUUUUGGAAUUUAAAAUCGAUGUUUCUCCUGACUGUAUGUUUUCCUCUAUCAAUUUCUCUAGGUAAAUACAUAUUUUAAUAGGACAAGCACUAUGAUUUUCACAUUUAUCAAUCACUGUUGGAGUUUGUUGUGUGCUUGUGUUACUCUAAAGCUAAUUUGAAUGACAUCAAAUGAAAUGCAGUCUCAAAAGCUGAAAUUUCAGUUCAUUGUAGUGGAAGAUGAUGAAACUGAAUAAAAAUGGUGUGAAUGACCUUUCGAGAGAAUGCUACAUGAAAUUAUGAAUUCUACUUUAUUGUUUGCGAAUUUAUGCAUUUUCUCUGAUGCACAUGGUAUGUUCCAGUAAUAAAGUCUGUGUGCACUUCAUUCAGUGGUAUAAUGCAAUAAGUGAGCGUGAAACAAGACAUUUUGAAAUCUGUUGAUGGAAUUUUCUCUAAUAAAGUUGCAUACACAGAUAAACACUCACUAUUAAGUUGAUUAUAUUGCACUGAAAUAGUUCCAUGUGUGAGAUGGGGGUGAUCAUUUGAUUUCUUGAGUGGCACAACAGUAUUUUUAUCAUUUUAAUACUGUAUUAAUAAUGUGCACUUACUGUCCUUUUUGUCACUCCACUAUAUCACAUACCAGGAGGAGUGGUGUUUGUGUUCUAGUUAUCGCUCUUGUCUUGUAGAGUGUCUUCCGUCAUUGAUCUAAACUGACUAAUAUGUAAGGGUUUGGGUUUAUUCUCAAAAGAAUAUGUCACUUUAUACUUACACAGAUAUGUUCUGGUGAUGGUUUCAUGGUGAACUGGACAGUUGUCAGUAUUCAUUUGAAUGACACAUGAGGACAGUUCUGCAAUUAUUGCCCACAUACACUUUCUGAUAAAUGGUUCAGUAGAAAACUGAACACACAAGUUCCCUGUAGUGUGACACACUGCUGUUACAACAAGUCCAAUGUAAGUUUCUGAGAAGGUGCAUAUGCUCUGACUAUGACUGUCUGUUUUCAAGAUUUCUUGCCUGGAGCUUUAAAAGCUUCAAGAAUAUUUGAAAAUGAAUAAGUAUGAGGUGAAUGUCUGCCAUUGAACAGUGAAGAUCUGGAACGGAUGCUAUUCUUGCAGUGUGAGUCUAAAGCACUUUCAUAUACUGGAUUUUUCUCAUUUUUCUUUUUGCAUCAUUUAUUU
Messenger RNA from Sinocyclocheilus grahami, 5591 nucleotides. RefSeq names its product cullin-5-like. Gene Ontology annotation, biological process: ubiquitin-dependent protein catabolic process. Gene Ontology annotation, molecular function: ubiquitin protein ligase binding. Gene Ontology annotation, cellular component: cullin-RING ubiquitin ligase complex. Lineage: Eukaryota; Metazoa; Chordata; Actinopteri; Cypriniformes; Cyprinidae. The record is from RefSeq and is a predicted model, not a curated record. The coding region runs from base 43 to 2385 and encodes 780 amino acids. The transcript has 19 exons.